Molecule: messenger RNA, 945 nt
Organism: Saitoella complicata NRRL Y-17804
Lineage: Eukaryota; Fungi; Ascomycota; Saitoellomycetes; Saitoellales; Saitoellaceae
Product: receptor/non-receptor type protein-tyrosine phosphatase
Exons: 2
Coding region: 1-945 (314 amino acids)
Biological process (GO): protein dephosphorylation
Molecular function (GO): protein tyrosine phosphatase activity
Source: RefSeq, a predicted model, not a curated record
AUGACCCGUCCUUCGCGUUCAUCAGCCUCAGCAGGCGCUGCCUCCUACCGGGCAAUUCAAGAAGCCGAGUAUAGACGACUAGACGAAUCAGACGAUCUGCACUCCCCGUAUUCAGUCCUGGAAGCACAGAAGGAGGAGAACGAGAGCAGGAAUAGGUAUAGAGACGUGUUGCCAUACGAACACUCUCGGCUAAAGCUUUCGAAUGGAGGGUAUAUCAAUGCGUCAUUGAUCCCUUCUUAUCACGAGGAUCCUGCACUUCCAACAUAUAUAGCGACACAAGGUCCAUUACCUAAUACAUCUGGCCACUUCUGGCAACUGGUGGUCGAGCAAGGCACCAGAAUCGUUAUCAUGCUCACCCCCCUCUCCGAAGGCGGACGUACGAAAUGCCACAAAUACUGGCCAGAAGCCGGACAAUCCCAGAGUUAUGGCGACGUACACGUUGAAUGCACCGGUGAAUGGAAUCUCCCAAGCACGGGUAACCAGAAUAUGAAUACGUUACGGGUGAUCAAGGUCAAGCUCGGCAGUGGGAAGGAGUGGGAUGUGUAUCAUUUGUGGAGUACGACGUGGGCUGAUCACUCAGCUCUCGAACCGGCGGAUUUUUUGACGCUUGUUGCGCAGGUUGACGCUCUUCGAACGAAACCUACCGCUCUCGUGCCUACCCUGCCUAACCUCUCAUCCACACCGGCGACACCGCUGCUGCUGCACUGUUCAGCCGGUGUCGGACGUACUGGAACGUUCAUCUCAAUCCAUACAGCUAUCGAAUACUUGUUGAGGAACAAAAGUAAAUUCGGAACGGAGGAGGAGCUGGUAAUCGAUAUUGUGGAGUGGUUGAGGGAGAGGAGGAUGUUGAUGGUGCAGACGUUGGAUCAGUUUGAGAUGGUGAAUGAGGUUGUCAUGAUGUCGCUGAAGAAGAUAGAUCGAUCAAGAUACUUUAUUCAGCGAUAA